ACAAGCGCAGGCACGGGGACACACACCCCACCCCCCAUCCAGCCUUGGAGGUUUUCCUCCUCCUCCACCUCACCUCAUCGCUUCGCCUCCCCCUCCUCCGCUCCCAGCCCAAAAGUUGCUUGCUUUUCCCAUUCCUCCCCGUCUCCUCUGGGUUUUGGGGGAGGAGUGCUUUCUUGUUGAGUAGGAGGCGGAGGAGUGCCUGCCUUUUGGUUGCCAUCUGCUUUGCCUCGAGGUUUAGCAGGUUUCUUGAGAGGUUUUAGGAGGUGAUUGGAGCCGAGUCAAAUGCGAGUGGAGUGAUGUGGGCCAUGGAAGACGAGGUGUUCGUGGCGGUGAGGCGCACGGAGCACGUCGAGGUCACCUCCCGGGCGGUGGAGGUGGCGGUGGCCAAGGGGAAGGAGACGGAUGGUGGUGCCGGGCCGAGGACGGUCAGGGUGUUUUGUGAUGACUACGACGCGACCGACUCGUCCGGGGAUGAGGAGGAGGAGGCCGCAGCGCGCCGGAGGGUGAAGCGCUACGUGCACGAGAUCCGCCUGGAGCCGGCGAUGAAGGAGGCGCCUGCCGUAAAAGUUGUCGCGUCGGCGGCGAAGCCGAGGGUGGUGGUCCCUGGCAGGAAGAGGAAGGCCGACGGCGCCGGCGGCGAGCCGCGGUUCCGCGGCGUGCGGCGACGGCCGUGGGGCAAGUACGCGGCGGAGAUCCGCGACCCGUGGCGGCGGGUGCGGGUGUGGCUCGGCACCUUCGACACUGCCGAGGAGGCCGCCAAGGUGUACGAUUCGGCGGCCAUCCAGCUGCGAGGCGCUGACGCCACCACCAACUUCGAGCAGGUCGACGACGCCGUCCCAGCCGAGGUCACCGAGCGCCUACCCCAGCCGCCGGCGGCUUCUAAGAUCGCUUCUUCCUCCGCCACCUCCUACGACUCCGGCGAGGAGUCCCACGUGGCGGCUGCGUCCCCGACCUCCGUCCUGCGGUCAUUCCCUCCGUCCGUUGCUGCCGCCACCGACGACACCUGCAAGAAACCGUCACCGCCUUCCCGCUCCCCGAUCCCGGAGACCGACGAGUCCAGUGGAGGCGUCUUCGGCUGCCCCUUCUCGGGCGACGGCUUCGCCGGCGAGUUCCCGCCCCUCUACACCGACUUCGAUCUUCUGGCCGACUUCCCGGAGCCCUCGUUGGACUUCCUCUCCGACCUUCCCGAGGAGCCAUUGGCCCUUCCGGCCUUCUCCACGGGCGGCGAGUGCUCGUCGGACCGGCAGCCGCCGGCGCCGGCGAAUUGGCUGCAGGUUGACGACUUCUUCCACGACAUCACCGACCUGUUCCAAAUCGACCCGCUCCCCCCCGGACAACUGUAAACACCGGAUUAGCGCCGUCUAAUUCGGCCAAUUUUGUUUGCGUUUCGUCGUCUUCUUUUACUUCUUCUAUUGUUUAGAGCGUAAGUUGUUAUCACUAGUGCUCGCCGGGCCAAGGAAGAAGAAGCCUUCGCCGGGGCGAGAUGAGAGGAGAGAUGCUGUUGGGUUCUUCGGUUAUGGAUGGUCUUUCCUGUUACCAUCAUCAAGUUAUCCGCCAUUAACUAUAUUAAGCUAUGAGUAAUUAGCGAUUCGUUUCCUUAAAAAUCUCUGUUUGUUGCUCCUUCGGGUCUCCAACGCAGCUCUUGGUUGCAGCGUCGCGACGCGUCCGGACGGCGGCGAUGUCUGGAGUCGUCGGUUCCCGAUACGGGC
This is a messenger RNA of Phragmites australis (common reed), 1709 nucleotides long. Its product is annotated as ethylene-responsive transcription factor CRF1-like. The transcript has a single exon. The record is from RefSeq and is a predicted model, not a curated record. Bases 297 to 1343 code for a protein of 348 amino acids. Gene Ontology annotation, biological process: regulation of DNA-templated transcription. Gene Ontology annotation, molecular function: DNA binding; DNA-binding transcription factor activity. Lineage: Eukaryota; Viridiplantae; Streptophyta; Magnoliopsida; Poales; Poaceae.